AUGGAAGAUAAAGAAGGAAAAUCCUCAGAAAAUUCUUAUUUUAUCAUACUGGCCGAGAAUGGCCUGGUUCUCGAUGAUCAGGGAGCUGUCUCACAACAGGUUCUGGUAUCUUCCCAAAAGAAAGGAUCUACUGGUUCAGAGAGGGAUGUACCAUCAGAAUUUACAAUCCCUAAAUCUGACAACGUGGAAAGAAGCAGUGAUAUAACCAAGCACCCUCAAUGUACUCUUAAACAAUCAUAUUUUCUACAGACAGGGCUAAAGAGGAACAUAUUCAGUUUGGCAGAGCAGGCACGUUUGCUAGAUAGAGACACCGACAAUAAGAUUUUUGGAAGCUACCUUUUCAAUAACAUUAAGGAGAAUGAUCACUGCUUCUUGAUGAAUAAAGUAGUAGUUUAUGUUAUGGAGAAUUUGCUGUUUGAUGGAUUCAUUCAAGACUAUGCUCACAUAGAAGAUGCUACUGCCUUCUUUGGAACUAUGGAGAGAGAUUUAGAGGGUUGUACCUCAGAAAAUGAAGAGCAAGUUAUUAAGAAUGUUGAGGCCAUGGAAAACAAAAUUAAAAUGCUAGGCGCAGAAGGAAAGACCAAAGCAAUUGGAGAACUGGAUUUACUAUUUGGCUACCUAAGAAAGUGUGCUUUUUAUAUGCAAAGACUCUGA
Messenger RNA from Hyla sarda, 654 nucleotides. RefSeq lists its product as uncharacterized. The record is from RefSeq and is a predicted model, not a curated record. Bases 1 to 654 code for a protein of 217 amino acids. Gene Ontology annotation, cellular component: extracellular region. Lineage: Eukaryota; Metazoa; Chordata; Amphibia; Anura; Hylidae. The transcript has 6 exons.